Messenger RNA from Ustilago hordei, 1740 nucleotides. RefSeq lists its product as uncharacterized. The record is from RefSeq and is a predicted model, not a curated record. The transcript has a single exon. Bases 1 to 1740 code for a protein of 579 amino acids. NCBI's taxonomy places the organism in Eukaryota, Fungi, Basidiomycota, Ustilaginomycetes, Ustilaginales, Ustilaginaceae. Gene Ontology annotation, biological process: chromosome segregation; CENP-A containing chromatin assembly.
AUGAUCUCUCAACCCUCGUCCUCGCGGAAUAAACUCACAUCGCACGAGGAUUAUCAUAUCGUUCCGCACUCCAUCAGCCUUCGCCGCUUGCUUUCUCGGCUGGACAAAACAGAGCUUAUCUCACUGGUUACAAGAUGGCUCGACAACCCUGGUCCAUCUUACAUCUCGCCCAUGCUCUCGCGCCGACAGCCUAGACCGGGAGAGGACGAUCCUGCGUCCAACCUGGUACUCUACCAUGCCAUCUUGGACCUAAACGAAGAGCGCCGCUGUCGAUCGAUGGACGAGCUCCGGUUGCUCUGGACAGGACCUAUGGCCGACCCGAAAGUGCCGAAAGCUCGUGCAGUGGAUCGAAUCACGGAUGUUGACUGGCCAGAAGGUCUGAGCUACGCAAUGGUUGCUCAGCUCGAUCUGACUUACAUGCACGCCAGGCAGCUCAGUAAGACUUGGACGACAGUGAAGCUGGAGUACGAUGACGAGGUGGAUGCGGCUGGGAAGGGUUGGGAGAGGUUGAGUGAGGUCCAGAUUCGGUCGCGGCUGGGCAGCGAGCUGGCGCACUAUUUCGAGCAUCAUAUCUACCUUCAUCCACGAUCGCGCGAUAACAAGGAAGCCAAGAAAGAUGUCUCGACUACUCUUGAAUGGACCGACGACUUCUCUUACUUCCGUAUCGUCCUUGCGCCGUUACCUAGCGAUAUCUGCAGCACAGGCUUGCACAUCUUGCACAUACCGCGGACUCCUUUCCUCCUGGUGUCGGGCAGUCUUGGUCGUGGAACGGAAAACAAAGAGAUGGCACUGUCCGCGUUCGCGUCCGCUGCAGGCGCUGCUACAGUCAACUAUGCCAAACCAACCGCAGGCUCAGCUGCGGCAAGAAAGCUACUUAACGAACUCAACGAAGUAGGCGAAGAUUCUGCUGGCAACAGGCGAACGCUAGGCGAAUUGCGAGGUAAGGAUCCACUCGCACUCAGGGAGAUUCUCUUGCACGAGUCAGGGCGCCUCUCGUCAACAUCGGACAUCAGUGCUGCACCGGCAGGCGUAGCAGGAGGUGGGAAAGUAAGGCAAAUGCGAAAGGCAAACGGUGGCAGCGGACCAGGCGCUGAAGAUGGACCUCUCAUUGCACCACUUAAAAGACGUCGAGAGGAAGACUCGAACACCUUCGGUAUCCGACCACCUACACCGCCAGCGUCUGGCUCAGAAUGGGAGACUCUCUCACUGUCUUCAGCAUCCACUUCAGUUCGCCCCACACAACGCCGCCAGUCCUUCACACUAGGCUCCUCCGAAACACCGCAAGAAAUACACUCUCAUACCCGCGAAGCGCUCACAGUACAGAUGGAGUCUCAACGAGAAGCAAACGAGCUAUUUGGUCCCGCACCUUCUUCUGCCUCUGAUGAAAGUCUGCCAAGGGUAGAGCGCAUCGAGUACGAGCUUCAGCUGCCGUUCCCAGACAUGCAGAAGUACAACACACGCAGCUUGGUCGAUAUGGAAGCAUAUAACGCUGAUCCGGAUAAGCCGAGAGUCAAGCUGAGGCUGGAGGGUACGCAUGUGUUGGCCGGAUUGAGAAAGCUGGUCGCUGCGGGAAUGGAUAGGAGGACGCAGAGAUUGGAUGCGGGUGAAGUGGACGAAGAGAAGGAUGACAAGGCAGGAGUCAAGCUAGACGGCCUGCCGGGAUGGUUGACCGAGGUCAGAGGGACCAAGGUCGUUGUGAAGCAGCCGCCGGCAGGAGAUGAUAGCAGUCGAGACAUGUAA